AUGAUGUGCGAAGAGUCGUAUGAUUUUAACCACAAGGAAGAACCUGAAGAUAAUUCUCACUUCAAUUUCGGUUUUUGCUCCCUUGUAUCGAAACCAAAGGACUAUUACAAGAUUUUGGAAGUGGAUUAUGAUGCUUCUGACGAAGCUAUUCGAUCCAACUACAUCCGUCUUGCCUUGAGAUGGCAUCCUGAUAAAAAGAAGAGCGAGGAGACUGCCACUUCAAAAUUUCAAGAAAUCAGUGAAGCUUAUCAGGUGUUGAGUGAUCCUGUAAAACGACAUGAAUAUGACAACAUGGGCAUGCUCUAUACGCUUGACAGCAACAUAGCGGUGACCUCUCAGCAUCCAUUCGAUAUAGAUUAUCUUAAUCGCUACAAGGGCCUCAUUCUCACGUGCAACGGCCUUGGUAUGAAAUGCUCGAUGUGGUGA
Salvia splendens (bonfire salvia) is the source of this 426-nucleotide messenger RNA. Its product is annotated as dnaJ homolog subfamily B member 8-like. The transcript has 5 exons. Bases 1 to 426 code for a protein of 141 amino acids. Lineage: Eukaryota; Viridiplantae; Streptophyta; Magnoliopsida; Lamiales; Lamiaceae. Gene Ontology annotation, cellular component: cytoplasm; nucleus. The record is from RefSeq and is a predicted model, not a curated record.